AAUUAGUUGAUUGAAAAACUUUUGAGCAAAUACUCAGGAUAAGAAAAAGUGAAAAAAAAAUAUUUUUUUUGAUUGUGAAAAUAAAGAAAACAAAAGACUGGAAGUUAAAUUUAAUUGAAAGAUAAUUAAUGUUGAAAAAAUUAAAGAAAUAAUGAGGACUCUAGUGAUUAUUGGUGCAUUAUUGUGCGCUAUUCCGCUGAUAGCUGGAAGUGAAAAAAAAGUUGUUUGUUACUGGAACUCAUUUUCAGUAAGAAAUGAAGGACUUAAGGGCAUGUUUGAAGUGAAAGACAUCGACCCAAACAUUUGCACACAUUUAAUCUACACAUAUCUACGAUUUACAGCUAGUAUUAUUAUUUUUCCAGAUUACAAUGAAGACGAUCUAGCCGCAUUCAAAAACCUCAAGACCCAAAAUCCAAAUGUAAAACUCCUAAUCGGUGUCGGUGGACCACGUCAAGGAACUCAAAUUCCAUCAAAAAUUGCAACAACUCCAACAGAUCGAAAUAAUUUUUCACAAAAAAUCAAGAAAUUUAUUGACGAUUAUGGCUUUGACGGAUGUGAUUUUGAUUGGCAAUGGCCUGGUCAAGGAAGUGGAUCAUCAGACAAUGAUAAAGCUAAUUAUGUUUUGUUGCUACAAAAUUUAAGGAAUGUUUUAGGAACUGGCAAGAUUUUUUCAAUUUCUGUUGCACCAAGGCAGGAUGACAUUGACAAAUCCUAUGACGUCUUGAAAAUUUAUCAGUAUGUUGACUUUAUAAAUUUAAAUACUUACAAUUUUCAUGGAAGUGAAGGUGAAACAAUCACAGCCUUCCAUUCUGCAUACCGAAAGGUACCAAAUGAUUUAACUAAAGAAGGCGAGUUGAAUGCAGUUUCAGUUGUGGAAAACUGGCUAAGUAAAGGAGUUCCAUCAGCUAAAUUGACAUUAGGUAUCCCAACAUAUGGCAAAAGUUUUACAUUAACGGAUAUACUGCAAACUGGAGUUGGAGCACCUGUCAGUGGACUUGGUUCUCAAAGCGAAUAUUUAGUUGAAAAUUCAAAUGUUAUUCCAUAUACUGAAAUUUGCGUAAACAUCCUUACAAAUCCUCGAUGGCUCUCUUAUUGGAAUUCAGCUCAAUUUGCACCAUAUGCUGUAUUUAAUGCAAAUCAAUGGGUUGGAUUUGAUGACUUACAAGUUGUUAGAUCUAAAAUUCAUUUGGCUCUUAACAAUGAUCUUGGUGGACUUAAUUAUGCUACUAUAGAUCGGGAUGACUUUACUGGUCAAUGCAGUGGAUCUAAAUUUCCCCUGAUCAGAAUUGGAUAUGAAGCUAUGAUCAAUAAUAUUCUCCCGCCAAAUCCUGCUGAAACUACCACAACCACCCCAAGAAGUACAACAACUACCACAAAACCUACAACAACUACCACAAAACCUACGACAACGACCACAAAACCUACAACAACAACCACAAAACUUACAACAACUACCACAAAACUUACAACAACUACCACAAAACCUACAACAACAACCACAAAACCUACAACAACAACCACAAAACCUACAACAACUACCACAAAACCUACAACAACUACCACAAAACCUACAACAACAACCACAAAACCUACAACAACUACCACAAAGCCUACAACCACUACUAAACCACCAGAGCUUCCACCCACAACGACAUCAGCCGUAAGUAAAGAUCCAGACACCGAUGAUAAAAGUACAUCAACUGAACCAAUCACGGAGCCAAUUACUACAACUAUCGAGCCUACAACUGCUGAACCGACAACAAGUGAAACCCCAACAACCACAUCUACAACAACCAAAAAAUCUACAGUUCCAAAAACUACAGUAACUAGAACCACCACAACGCGUACCACGACAAGCGAGAAUCCAACACCAAGAAUCACUCCGGGUGUUAUUAAUUCAAUUGCUACAACAACAAGAAAUAGUGGCAAUGAGAUGCAAACCACCCCAAUUAUGACGACUGAAGCUGAAAUUUUAUCUACCACGACGACUGAAAGCAUAUUAACUACUAAAGAAGACACAACAACUAGAAAAUUGCCAGCAACAACAUCCACAGGAUUUCCAACGCCACCCGUCACACCAAAAGUCAAUGCUGCAACUACUCAAAUUGUGCAAUCUACACAAACAAGUAUUAAAGAAACUGAAGCAACUGUGAUUAUCCAGCAAACUACUCAAAGACAAAAUGAACCUAUAGUUCAGACUACUUCAACCAGAACAACUUCAUAUAAUAUUCCAACACCUCCAGUCACACCAAAAAGUAAAUCUAAAAGAUCAAUUGAAUUUCCAACUAAAAAAUCAUUUGCGUGUCCUGAAGAAAAUGGAAAGUUUAAGAAUCCAGAGGAUUGUAGUUCAUUCUUUGUUUGUGUUAAAAAUAUUCCUUAUAAAUUCUAUUGUAAUUAUGAUAAAUAUUAUGAUGAAUUGAGAAAACAUUGUGAUUAUCAAUUGAGUUUGAAAUGUUAAAUGAUUUACUAUGGAUUCUUAUUUAUUUGAUAAAAUUAAGUAUUAUCAGUAUUAUUGUAAGUUUAAAGCUAUCAAAAAUAAAUAAUAUG
Molecule: messenger RNA, 2547 nt
Organism: Chironomus riparius
Lineage: Eukaryota; Metazoa; Arthropoda; Insecta; Diptera; Chironomidae
Source: the annotation of a GenBank genome assembly